Molecule: messenger RNA, 936 nt
Organism: Camellia sinensis
Lineage: Eukaryota; Viridiplantae; Streptophyta; Magnoliopsida; Ericales; Theaceae
Source: RefSeq, a predicted model, not a curated record
GCAACACCCAAUUCCAUUUGGUCCUCCACCUCUUUUCUUCCUUGAAAACCUUACCACCCUUUAUUUCCCCACCAUGGCCAAAGCCAUCCCAAACGUCACCUCCACCAGCUUCACCAUCUUCUUCUUCUCCCUCCUCAUAGCGACAAAAGCUCAAGAAUUCUCAAGAAACCUCUCCCAGAAAAAACUAGGGCUCAAAAAAGAAAAGCUCAGCCACCUCCACUUCUACUUCCACGACAUCGUCUCCGGCAAAAACGCAACCGCAAUCCGAGUUGCAGAGGCUCCUAUGACAAACAAAUCCCCAACCUUUUUCGGAGCCGUGGUCAUGAUGGACGACCCGUUGACAAUAAAGCCUGAACUGAGCUCCAAACAAGUGGGAAGAGCACAGGGAAUCUAUGCCUCUGCAUCACUGAAUGAGUUAGGUUUCUUGAUGGUUCUUAACUUUGCUUUCACAGAAGGGAAGUACAAUGGAAGCAAUCUUAGUAUUUUGGGUCGAAACACUGUGCUUUCGACGGUGAGAGAGUUGCCGGUGGUCGGAGGGAGUGGACUUUUCAGAUUUGCAAGAGGGUAUGCUCAUGCCGAGACUCACUCGGUUAACUUCACCAGUGGUGAUGCUGUUGUGGAGUACAAUGUCUAUGUCUUCCAUUAUUGACCACUUGUUUUAGUUUCCAAGUCCACAGAAAAUAGAAAAAUACUCUUCAAAAAUUGAGAUUUUUUUUUUAAAAUUUGAUUUUCUUAUCAUUGGAUACGAAUGUAAUAAGAUUUAUAUUAAUGUUUACAUGUGUGAUUUAUAUUUUUAAGUCUAGUGAUAAAAAAAAUUUGAUAAGAAAUCUGUUUAUGUAUAAUUGUUAUUUGACAUUUUACUACUAAUGUAUUAUUAUUUUUGAGAGUUUUAAGAGCAUUUUGCAAGGAUUGAAAAAAUAAAAUAAGAAAGUUAUU